UUUUUGCACUCCACUGUCUGUAUUCAGAGUUCAGUCUUUAUUAAUGGUACAUCAGCGCCGCUGUUUUCCACAGGCGGAAACUUUCCUUCAGUAUGUACCCUCAAACAGAAAAAAUAAAAAACAGCUGGCAUGGUCUGCUCUGCUCUGUGUGUGUGUGUGUGUGUGUGUGUGUGUGUGUACUGUGGACUUUCCAACACAUGGGGGAGUUUAACACUCAGCAGGAGGAGCCAACAGCUCCUCAUAUAAGGUUGGUGCUGGCUGUUCAGCUCCAACCUUUCAAACAGAGCAGCAGGCAGUAUUUCCAGGGGGGCAUGCGGACUAGGGGCGACACAAUGGGAAUAACAAGCAAGCCGGACUCUCCCACAGAACAGAGUGGGAAAACUUCUGGAGGGAAACGAUUGCACCUAAAGCUCCCCAAAUUAAGAGGAAACAAGAAAGGACAAACAAAGGUUGUUGUUACCGAUGGACACGGCUCAGUGAGCACUGCUACUGUGGAGUGCCCAAGGGUGCCACUCACGUUUGAACAAAACCUCGAGCAGCACUGUCUGUUUGAGGCUUGCCUGCAGCUGAUAGAAAGGGAGGAGCGUCUGUCGGGGCAGAUAACUGAGGAAAAAGAAGUGAGCAGACUUGCUAAGGACCGCGGGGCCCUCCUCUCCCUCGUGGAGUUGAUUCUGAAGAAGUCAUUCAGCCCGGGGGAGGAAAACUUGGAGGCUCUGGCUUCCGCUUUGAAGGCUAUCUGUCAGGAGGAGCAGCAGGACCGGCUGUGGGCUCAGAGGCAUGAGGGAGCCCCAGAGUGGAGGCCCAGUCACUGGAGGGAGCAUCAUAACUCCACCCUUCGCAGGCUGGUGGAGGAGCGUAUGGACAAUGCUGAGACACCCGUGACCCCUGACAAGAUGCAGCGGUCGUCCAUCCAGCGGCAUAUCUGCGGCAUGGGCAAGCAGCUGAAAGAUGACCUAAAACAGGUUGUGGAGGUCGUGAAGGGCUGCUACCCACCAGAGUUCGACAUCUGCAACUUUUACGCCAGGUUGUACCACCGAGCCUUUGGCGCCAGGCUGAGGAAGAUCACAGAGUUUGGGCUGGAGGAGGCAGACUGCACCACCCUCCUCUGCUGGGUGAACAACUACUAUCCAAAUAUCCUGCAGCAACAGGAGCUGGUGACAGAGAUCAACAGUGAAGCUUUGGGAGAGCUGCUGCCCAAAGAAGUUCUUGAAAAUCUGGAGGGACAGCAUCUGAGUAACACAGAGGAGAAGCUCCAAAGAUUCAUUAAAGAGGCUCUGAAGAAGGAAGAGGAAGCAUGGGCAAAUGGAGAAGAACCGGAGAGAAGUGACGGGUGUUUCAUCAGUCACUUAGCCAUCGAUGUUAUUCAGUUCAUCAAUAGUGCUGUGGAGUCACUCAGUUUGUUGCUGCGAGACGAGCACAAGGUCCAGAGGACGGCUUGCCUGCUGGAGAACUUCCUGCAAAGCUUCACCAAAUUCCAGGGGGAGGUUAUGGCGAGAAGCAAAUCGAACAGCAAACAAGUUGUCAUGGCGAACCUCCACUGCAUGGAACAGCUCAGGGACUUCAUCGACAAGAAGAGGCAUCUCUUCCCAGAGGACGUGAGGCAACGCUGUUUGUCUGCUGUGACAGCCAUGAAAAAAUCUUCCCACACGUAUCUAUUAGGCCCCAUGCACAAGGAACUCAAGCCACAGUAUCGCACUCUGGGAACAAACGACUGGCUGAGGAAGCUGCUGUUUGAGAAGCUGCUGCAGAGCAUUGAGUCACAUAUUGAGGAUCUGCAGGGCCUGACUGGAUCCUGCCAUCAGGAGCUGAUGGGCCAGCUGCAGUACGACGUGACAGUCGAAUACGUCAGGAGGCUCCUGAAGGGGAACGUCAAGCUGAAGGACAAGGAGAAGCAGGAGCAAGCAGCCCGGAUGGUGACGGAGAACGGCAAGCAGCUGCACCAGCUGUUCACGGAGGCGGGAUCGAAGGAGGACUGGUUGAAAGACAUCCUGCCCAACAUUGCUGAAGUGCUGAGACUCCAGGACCUUCCUUCCCUGCAACUCGAGGUUGCAUCACUGGGAGCGGCCUACCCUGACCUCAGUGAGAAACACAUUUCGGCGCUGCUCAAGCUCAAGACCAGCCUGUCCAAGGACGACAGGAGGAAAGUCAAAGAGUCUCUCUUGGACGGCAGGACUGACACGAGCGACGGGGAUCUUCUGCUGUUCUUCUCCAGAGUUCAGAUCAGAUGAGCGUCUCUCUCAGAUCCAGAUCUUCUGCCCAAGGUGUGUGAGAGAAGCCUCCAGAGCCGCUGAGGACGGUCUGUGUGCAGAACUCUGCUCUGCUGAAAGAGUUUGGUCUCCGUCUGAGGCGAUCAUCAUUUCACACGAUGCUGUUUAAAUAGUGUAACAUUAAAUAAAGACAAAUCCUUUCAUUAAUGCCAUAUUUUUGCUGUUUGUAUGUUGCAUUCGCGUGAUGGGAUAGUCAAAACCACUUUCUUCCCACUUUAAUUGCAUGUGACUGCACAAGAGUGUGUGCACGUGCGAUUUAAAUGACUUUGUUAGUUUAAUUGACUUUUGAUGGAGCAGAUCAAAUGACUGUUAGAAGCCCUUUAAAAAAUUAAGCUACAGUAUAAAUUGUAUAUAUAAAAACGUGGUGCUUUUCACAACGGAAAAAGCAAUAAGUCUCUCUCCGUGUGUGUGUGUGUGUGUGUGUGUGUGUGUGUGUGUUUGUGUUUGAGGAAUGGGAGUGGAAUCUGUAAUACUGACAGUCUGUUAAUCCCCCUUUUUUUAAAAUUCGCCAACGCGGUAUUAUUUGUAAGUAUUUUUUACAUUAUUUAUGUUUCGCGUGUAUGUACUGUGUACAUAAAUGGUCUGGCUUAACUUUUGGUUUCAGAUCAUCUAAUGUUUGCUCUGUGUAGCUGUUUCUUU
Molecule: messenger RNA, 2906 nt
Organism: Myripristis murdjan (pinecone soldierfish)
Lineage: Eukaryota; Metazoa; Chordata; Actinopteri; Holocentriformes; Holocentridae
Product: tumor necrosis factor alpha-induced protein 2-like
Exons: 12
Coding region: 93-2228 (711 amino acids)
Biological process (GO): exocytosis; exocyst localization
Cellular component (GO): exocyst
Molecular function (GO): SNARE binding
Source: RefSeq, a predicted model, not a curated record